Molecule: messenger RNA, 876 nt
Organism: Naegleria gruberi
Lineage: Eukaryota; Heterolobosea; Eutetramitea; Acrasida; Naegleriidae
Exons: 2
Coding region: 1-876 (291 amino acids)
Source: RefSeq, a predicted model, not a curated record
AUGGCACACGAUCAUCACACUCCCUAUUAUGAUAUCCAUGGUCAAUCGAAUAAUAAAGCUCCAACAAGUGGAUGGGAAAGUUUCAAACAAAAGUGGAAGAAGUUUAAUCAGUGGACUUUCGGUAAUAGAAGACUCAAGAUGUACAUUUACUCAGUCUUGAAGAUGUUUGCAAUUACCUAUGUACAAGCAAACUCUCUGAUCGGUACCAAUUCUAGUGCAAGAAAACAAUUUGAAAUUGAUUUACAAAAGGCACUCCAAAUUAUUUCAUAUUUUUACAUGGCUGUGUUAAUUCUCAUGUUCACAAUCAGAUAUAUCAGAGAAUUAAUUGCUAUCAAGAGAAAGAAACCACUCACAACAUGGGUCAACUGGCUUGAAGCUUUUGUCUUUUUAACCUAUUUCAUCUAUAGUUGUUUUACUGCCAUUCUUCAUAUUGUUUAUAUUGGAAAGAAGUAUGCUUCAGAGGUUGUUGAGAGAGAGGAGAAACCAGAAGAAUUUGCACAUGCUCAAGUUACUUUGGAACAGGAAUUGGUUGUGGAAAUUUUGGAAGUUGUUAUUCACAUGUAUAUCAUAGCAGACAAAGGUUCGCAUUUCCUUCAUAGUGGUCACAGUGUUUCAUUGUAUUUGGCUAAGGCACAACAUAUUCCAAAGAAUGCUCAUCCAGGGCAUGCUCAUGGACAUGAUGAUCAUUCUGCAGAAGUUGUUCAUCAUGACUAUACCAAACAAGAGAAGGAUGAUGAAGAUUAUGAUGAUUAUGUUGGAAAGACAACUACUCACAAUUCCUCCGAUGUAGUAACAAGUAGUAAUGAUACUAUCAAGAGGAGAAAUACUGCCAACUUUGGUCAAGAGAGACUCAUUGAUUCCAAUGAAGAUUUGUAA